GUGCAGCAUUUGCUAGGUAAAGAAGAGAGAACGUCUAUAAAAGUAGGCUAUUGGAUUACGUGGCGCUUCAGAAUUUUGGAGUUAUGUUUUCGGAUGGUAGUUGUGAAUGGUGUUUGCUGACUUCAAAAUUUUGGUUAGAUACCUGAAGUUUCUUAAACGGUAUUGAUUUUAACUGGUGUUUCUUCAAGUAAAUAUCUGCACCGGCAUUGGUGGCAAAAAAAAAGUUGUUUUUAGAGAAGACUGGAGGAAAAUAAAACCAGAAAUGGUUGUAUUUUCUGCACCAGUUUUCACUCCUAUUGGACCAACACUGUUAAGGAGCAGAUAUCUCCGGAUAUUUUCUAUCACUACGACGCCGGCUAUUUUGGCUUUGCCGAUUGUAAAACGAACUUGUAAUUUUGCACUAGUGUGGCAGCUCAUCUUCUACAAACUAUUCUCUCGGUUUUCUCCUCAUCCUUGGCGACUUGUUAUUGUAAAUUCAAGACCAACUGGUAGGUGGCAUACUUUCGUGGAUUCAGCGAAAGUUCGUUUCUCCUGCGAGGCUUGUGGUCAUGGAUGGACUUCGAUGAAAGGAAGAAUAACCUUUUGGUGCUCAUUUUCAAACAAUUCGGGUGUCGUUGCUUACAAGCUGUAUGGGCAACAAUGUGACAGUUGCCCGGCUGAGACUUACGAACCCGCAAUGUGGUAUCCUGAAGAAAUAGAGAAGGUUCUUAUGAAUAUAUGCAAUCGAGUGGCUUAUCUAUUUUACGGUUUCGAAAAACCUCCUAUUCAACUGAAUCGCAGACCGGGAAAGCCAAGAAAUCCCCAUUAUUCGGAGCGAUGUCAAGCCUGUAAAGAUGGCGUGUGUGCAGAACGCAGAUGAGGCUAUGUUCUAAUAUUCGAAAUGCUCUUGACAAUUGAACAUUUUUGAAUCAAUCGAUUUAACUAAAAAGUGCGCUGGUGUACCUAUUUUACUUAAAUGUUUAGAAGUUUUAGACAUUUUCUUAUUCUGUAGAACUGUUUAUUCGAAGAACUUUUUGAUAUAAUUUCUCAACGAACCAUUUCGUUGUUUAUUUUUAGUUCAACUAAACUGACUCUACUUUAAGCUGAUCUUUUUGAAAACCAUCUUGGAUCCUAGAUUUACAAACUUUUUGUAAUAAGGAUUCAUAUUUGCUUCAAAAAAACUUAUUUUAAUGUGUAGAGCCAUUUUUAGUCAAUGAUGUUUUAAUGCUUCGAAUGUUUCUCUGUUGCGUGUUGCAAGAAAGGAAGUUUAAAAUUACUAUUGAAUAAUGGCUUUGUAAAUUUCACAAAUCUUAAAAUUUGUUUUAAGUUUCAUCAACUAGCUGCAUUGCGUUCGUCGCACAAGUGAAAGCGAUCUUCAUAAACAAGCUUUUGUUUCCUUUUGUUUAAGAAAUGAAACAAUACCUUUCUAAUGUAUAUUGUUUAAUAAAAAUUUUUGU
Messenger RNA from Stegodyphus dumicola, 1436 nucleotides. Its product is annotated as receptor-transporting protein 3-like. NCBI's taxonomy places the organism in Eukaryota, Metazoa, Arthropoda, Arachnida, Araneae, Eresidae. The record is from RefSeq and is a predicted model, not a curated record. Gene Ontology annotation, molecular function: olfactory receptor binding. Gene Ontology annotation, biological process: protein insertion into membrane; protein targeting to membrane.